ACAGAACUGGGCAGAACAGGAGGAUCGAGGAGCCACCAAACCUACGAAAGCAGUCUCACUUCUCAAUGACUGGACUAUGUGGUAAUUUGGGGCCUCUAGAAAUGGUGCACUCUGCUCCAGAUAUACACCACCUCCGACUCAUCCUGAUGCCAUUUGAGUUGCUGCUUUGUUAUCUCCUGCUGCACUCUGUGGAUGCUGUUUCAUAUAGAGAGGGGACAACUGUCUCUACAAUGCACUUUCCGCCUGACUUAGGAUCCCAACUGCCCUCCUCAAACCCCUUGUCCUGCCAGACCCUGCUCCCAAAGUCCCUACCUGGCUUCAGUCACAUAUCCCCUCUCCCCAAGUUCCUGGUAGGCCUGGCUCUGAGGAAUGCCCUGGAGGAAGCUGGCUGCCAGGCUGAUGUCCAGGCCCUGCAGCUUCAGCUCUACCGCUUGGGAGGUGUGAAGGCCACACAGGCCCUCGUUCACCAUCUUCAAGAGCUCCAGAAAGUGGAGAGCACAGACUGGCAAGUGUCAACAGAAGCCCUAAUCUCUGCUCUGCAGUUGUUAGCCAGGGAGCAGCUAGGUCCAAAGAGGGUCCAACGCUCCAUCUCCACGGUGGACUGUGAGAAUGAUCAGGAACAGAGUGUGCACAACGUGGUCCGGCUGCUGCCAGCAGUGGGAGCCUACUACAACCUGGCCACAGCUUUGUAUUAUGCCAUUCAGAACUGCACUGAUAAGGCCAAGGAUCGAGGACGAGAUGGGGCCAUAGAUCUGGGUUAUGACCUUCUGAUGACCAUGGCAGGUCUAUCAGGGGGCCCUGCUGGUGUAGUGAUCAGUGCUGCCCUUAAACCAGCACUGAAGGGUGGGGUUCAGCAGCUGAUCCAAUAUUAUUAUGAUGAAAAAGAGGUGAACAUCUCUCAGCCAGAGGCCAGGAAAGAUGGCUUGUGGGGCAUCUCAGAUGGGAGUGACUUGGAAGAAACAACCCCAACCCCUUCAGUGUCAGAAUUUGUAAGUCCAGCUUCCUAUUGGGGGUGGACCUUAUUUAAGAGCUAUGGUUGAGAUCUUGGAGCUAGGAGUCUUGGGAUACCAGAGGUACUAACUGCAGAACAAAUAAAUGGAAUAUUCUCA
Molecule: messenger RNA, 1109 nt
Organism: Nannospalax galili (Upper Galilee mountains blind mole rat)
Lineage: Eukaryota; Metazoa; Chordata; Mammalia; Rodentia; Spalacidae
Gene: Apof
Product: apolipoprotein F
Exons: 2
Coding region: 66-1040 (324 amino acids)
Biological process (GO): cholesterol metabolic process
Source: RefSeq, a predicted model, not a curated record